AUGUGCACGUCCUCUGUGAUUAUGGUGAUUACUCAUAACUUCUCAUUGGGGAAAUUUGUGAAUUUCAAGUUAAAAUUAGUGUGCAACUUCACAAGUAGUUGUGAAAUAAGAAAAUUUAAGUUUGAAGAUUUCCCAUCACAUGUGACUGACCUUGAUAUUAAAGCAUAUAAACCAGUGUGUAUACAGAUAAUACUUAAGCAGCAUCAAGCAGUUUUCUGGAGUGAUGCCAACAGAUACUUUGUUGCUAGUAAUAUAGAUGGCGCUAUAAAACAUGCACAAAAGACAGGCUUCUCAGCAUGGACUCUUGACAGCAAGGAUUCCACAUCAACACUGACACAUCCAAAGAUGUUUGGCUUCUUCAACACAAAACCUGAGGACUAUCACUUCCACCGCAUGGUCGAGGCCAAUAACCUGAUACUCUACAAUACCCAGGUUAUUCAAGAUCAACUGAUGCUGCCUUGGGUGCAGUGUGCUCUUGUGAAAGACUGUGUCGCCCCCUAUGGCGCACAAGCCACAGGAUGUUCCUUCAUUUACAAGCCGCGUUAUAAAUACUCUGGUUGCCACCGUUAUGAAAUGUCUGGACUGAAUAUAAUUCUAGGUCAAGUGUUUAAGCAGAACGAAUCCCAGUAUACAGUGGACGAUGUGAUGUUUGGGACGCGAGAGAGAUUUUUCAAUUUGACAAGGACUAUUAAAAGUGUGUCCAAGUCCUAACACAGGGUUUUGAAUGAGUUUGGCCCCAUUCAGAAUAGAUGAUCCUAGUCCUAACUGAACCACAGACUAGUUAUGAAUUACAACACUUCAAAAGAGAUGCUGCUGAUUCCUGAUGGUCUCUCCACCUCCACACACGCCAUUAAAGGAAUUAAAUGUCAGCUUCACGGUUUAAUUGCUAGGCCCCUGCAGCAACUGCUCGUGUGGAGACAGGCAGAUCAUCGAGAAUCAGCGGCAUCUCUUUUGAAGUGUGGUCGGUGGAUCAGUUAGUACUCGGAUCGUCCAUUCUGAAUGGGGACUUUUAUUGGCUCAUGUGUUUCUUGGCUUUUUUAUGUUGUUAAUUUGCAGAGUUGAUUAUUUUCUUUUUAUGUUUGUUUUCGAGUUUAUCAUUACAUGGACAUAAAUGUUGUGAUCAGUGUUUGAACAAACAUUUCAGAUCAUGUUGGUUUUUUCUUUUAAAUUGGUUUUAUUAUUUUGUAAAUUAUUAUUUUAAACCUCAGGGAAAAAAAGGUAUUGAAUGAGAGUCCUUGAUUAGCUAAUUACCCCCGCCAAGGAGGUUAAUAUGUUUUCAGCCCUGUUUGUCUGUCUGUCUGUUUGUCAUCAACAUAACUCAAAAAG
This is a messenger RNA of Lingula anatina, 1326 nucleotides long. RefSeq lists its product as uncharacterized. The record is from RefSeq and is a predicted model, not a curated record. NCBI's taxonomy places the organism in Eukaryota, Metazoa, Brachiopoda, Lingulata, Lingulida, Lingulidae.